UCGACAUUCCGAAAAUCCCCUGGAGGGGACAUUUUGGGGCAGCUCGCAUCUACCCUUGAACCUAUCCAUUCACUUAUUAGACUCACUAGAACAUCCAAAAGACACCCACAACAAUCAUGUUCGCUCGUCAAGUCGCUUCUCGCUCCGCUUCUCUCCUCUCCCGAAGAGCUUUCUCCAGCUCCAUCGUGGCUGAGCGUAAAGUCGCGGUCCUCGGAGCUGGUGGAGGAAUCGGACAACCCUUGUCGUUGCUCCUCAAGGCGGACCCAUUGGUUACUUCUUUGUCAUUGUAUGACAUCAGAGGAGCUCCAGGUGUCGCUGCGGACUGCAGCCAUGUCAACACUCACUCGGAAGUUAAAGGUUUCGAGCAGGACCAGAUCAAGGAGGCUUUGACCGGUGCUGAAGUCGUCGUUAUCCCCGCUGGUGUCCCCCGAAAGCCAGGAAUGACCCGAGACGAUCUUUUUAACACCAAUGCAUCCAUCGUCCAGACCUUGGCUGAGGCCUGUGCUGAGCACUGCCCCAAGGCCAUGAUCCUCAUCAUCGCCAACCCUGUCAACUCGACCGUCCCCAUUUGGGCCGAGGUCUACAAGCAGAAGGGAGUCUUUGACGAGAAGAGAAUCUUCGGAGUCACCACCCUCGACGUCGUCCGAGCUUCCCGAUUCCUCGGAGAGAUCAAGAAUGUCGACCCCAAGAAAGUCAAGGUCACUGUCGUCGGAGGACACUCUGGAGUCACCAUUGUCCCUUUGCUCAGUCAAGCACCCAAGGGUCGAGACGUCAAGGGAGAGGAGUAUGAUGCUCUUGUCAACCGAAUUCAAUUCGGUGGUGAUGAGGUCGUCAAGGCCAAGGCCGGCGCUGGAUCUGCCACUCUCUCCAUGGCAUACGCCGGUGCCCGAUUCGCCAACUCAGUCAUCCGGGCCAUUAACGGUGAGGAGAAAGUAGUCGAACCCACUUUCGUCAAGUCCCCCUUGUACGAGUCUGAGGGAGUCGAGUACUUCGCCUCCAGGGUCGAACUUGGUACUGAGGGAGUCAAGACUAUUCACCCCGUCGGAAAGCUCUCUGCCAAGGAGGAAGAGCUCCUCAAGGCUUGUCUCGCGGAACUACCCAAGAACAUCAAGAAGGGAGUGGACUUUGUCAACAAGGCUUAAGAUGCGCUUGAGAGAUUCUUCUUGACUUUACUCAUUGCAUGCAAAAACGAAUUCAUCGUGAUGUGUCGCGGUGGUGGGCCGUGUUA
Messenger RNA from Kockovaella imperatae, 1228 nucleotides. Its product is annotated as putative malate dehydrogenase. Gene Ontology annotation, cellular component: mitochondrion; cytoplasm. Gene Ontology annotation, molecular function: L-malate dehydrogenase (NAD+) activity. Bases 117 to 1142 code for a protein of 341 amino acids. Gene Ontology annotation, biological process: malate metabolic process; tricarboxylic acid cycle. NCBI's taxonomy places the organism in Eukaryota, Fungi, Basidiomycota, Tremellomycetes, Tremellales, Cuniculitremaceae. The transcript has 8 exons. The record is from RefSeq and is a predicted model, not a curated record.